AUGGAAUGGGAUGCGUCAAACUUUCCGAAUCCGACUGCCGGUGACUUUAAACGAUGUAAUAUGAUGACGACGGCGAGCAUCUGUGAUCCAGAUGCGGUGCUCACAAAGGAACAGCGCUAUCGUUUAAAUCAUGAAUUGCACCAGCUCGAGUCACGCACACGACAGGUCAGUGAUAUCGACAGGGUUUGUGCGAACGAACACUAA
Messenger RNA from Anisakis simplex (herring worm), 204 nucleotides. Lineage: Eukaryota; Metazoa; Nematoda; Chromadorea; Rhabditida; Anisakidae. The record is from the annotation of a GenBank genome assembly.